Messenger RNA from Calidris pugnax (ruff), 5447 nucleotides. It is a transcript of the gene PKD2, whose product is annotated as polycystic kidney disease 2 (autosomal dominant). Gene Ontology annotation, cellular component: membrane. Gene Ontology annotation, molecular function: voltage-gated sodium channel activity; signaling receptor binding; muscle alpha-actinin binding. The transcript has 15 exons. The record is from RefSeq and is a predicted model, not a curated record. Bases 9 to 2717 code for a protein of 902 amino acids. Lineage: Eukaryota; Metazoa; Chordata; Aves; Charadriiformes; Scolopacidae. Gene Ontology annotation, biological process: release of sequestered calcium ion into cytosol; detection of mechanical stimulus; potassium ion transmembrane transport.
GCGGGCUGAUGGCGGGCCGUGGAGGCUGCCGGCGCGGACAGGAGCAGCUGGAGCUGGAGCGGCUGGGCGAGGCAGCACGGGCCGGCUCCUGCCCACCGUCGCCGCCGCUCUCCGCCUGCUCGCGGCAGGCCUGGAGCCGGGACAACCCGGGCUUCGAGCCCGAGGAAGACGGGGCGGCGGCGGGGCCGGUGCUGGAGAUGGACGUGGAGUGGGGUGGCCCCGCGGCCGGCGCUUCGUCGUCGUUGGGCAGCGGAGCGGGGGGCCAGGGCGGCGGCGGGCGGCGGCAGCGGCGGCUCCCCGCGGGGCGCGGCGGGGCAGAGGGGCCGAGCCGCCCUCAAGUGCCGCCCGACGGCGCCGCCCCCCACCGCGCGGCCUGGGCCAAGCGCCUGGCGCGGCGGCUGCGAGGUCUAUGGGGGACGAGACUCAUGGAAGAAAGCAACACCAGCAGAGAGCAAUAUCUGAAAAGUGUUUUACGGGAAUUGGUUACAUACAUGAUUUUCCUUGUGGUCUUGUGUGUCUUGACUUACGGGACAGUGAGUUCCAGUAUGUACUAUUACACAAGGGUUAUGUCGCAGCUCUUCCUGGAAGCACCUGUAUCAAAAAUGGAGAAAACUGAUUUCAAAACUUUGUCCACAAUGGAUGACUUCUGGAAGUUCACAGAAGGCCCUUUGUUGGAUGGUCUUUACUGGGAGAUGUGGUACAACAACAAAACCAUGGCAGAAAACAAAAGCUUCAUUUAUUAUGAGAACCUUCUCUUAGGGGUGCCUCGCAUUCGGCAGCUAAAAGUGAGGAAUGGGUCAUGCUCAAUACCUGAGGAUUUAAAGGAUGAAAUCAAAGACUGCUAUGAUGUCUACUCUGUCGCUAAUGAAGAUACUGCUCCUUUUGGACUUCGGAAUGGAACAGCUUGGACGUACACCAAUGAGAAGGAUUUGAAUGGGAGCAGCCACUGGGGCUUGAUUGCCACAUACAGUGGGGCUGGUUAUUACCAAGACCUCUCAAGGACAAGAGAAGUGACAGCUGUGCAGAUUGCUAGCCUUAAGAAGAACCUGUGGCUGGACAGAGGGACCAGAGCAGCUUUCAUUGAUUUCUCUGUAUACAAUGCAAACAUCAACCUAUUCUGCGUGGUCAGGUUGUUAGUGGAGUUUCCAGCGACUGGAGGCCUUGUUACAUCUUGGCAGUUUCAGCCAGUGAGGCUGAUUCAUUACAUCUCCACUUUUGAUUUUUUCCUGGCAGCCUGUGAAGUGGCAUUCUGUCUUUUUGUUCUUUAUUAUAUGGUGGAAGAGAUUUUAGAAAUUCACAUUCAUAGACUACAUUACUUCAGAAGUCUCUGGAAUUGCCUUGAUAUCCUUAUCAUUGUGCUCUCUGUGGUAGCUAUAGGAAUUAGCAUCUAUAGGACAUCAACUGUUGAUAUGCUCCUAAAGAAGCUACUGGAAGAUCAGAACUCGUUCCCCAAUUUUGAACCUUUGGCAUAUUGGCAAAUGCAAUUCAACAACAUUGCUGCAGUCACUGUGUUUUUUGUCUGGAUUAAGCUUUUCAAAUUUGUUAACUUCAACAGAACGAUGAGUCAGUUAUCCACUACCAUGUCUCGCUGCGUCAAAGAUGUCAUUGGCUUUGCUAUUAUGUUUUUUAUUAUUUUCUUAGCAUAUGCUCAGUUGGCCUACCUUGUCUUUGGCACUCAAAUUGAUGACUUCAGCACCUUCCAGGACUGCAUAUUUACUCAGUUCCGCAUCCUUUUGGGAGACUUCAACUUCACAGAGGUUGAAGAAGCUAAUCGAAUUUUGGGACCAGUUUAUUUCUCUACAUUUGUGUUCUUUAUGUUCUUCAUUCUUUUGAACAUGUUCUUGGCCAUUAUCAAUGAUACAUACUCUGAGGUCAAAUCGGAUAUGGCACAACAGAAGGCAGAAAUGGAACUGUCUGACCUUAUCAGAAAGGGCUACAACAAAGCCAUGAUCAAACUUAAAUUGAAGAAAACUACUGUUGAUGACAUUUCAGAAAGUCUGAGACAGGGUGGGGGAAAAUUAAAUUUUGAUGAACUCCGUCAAGAUCUAAAAGGGAAGGGGCACACAGAUGCAGAGAUUGAAGCAAUAUUUACCAAAUAUGACCAGGAUGGGGACCAGGAAUUGACAGAGCAUGAACAUCAGCAGAUGAGAGAUGACCUGGAGAAAGAGAGGGAGGAUCUGGACCUGGAUAGGAGUUCUCUGCCACGUCCGCUGAGCAGUCGCAGCUUUCCCCGGAGCUUGGACGACUCUGAGGAGGAUGAGGAUGAAGACAGUGGACACAGCUCCAGGAGGAGGGGCAGCAGCUCUAGUGGGGUUUCCUAUGAAGAGUUCCAAGUACUCAUGAGGCGGGUUGAUCGCAUGGAGCACUCUAUUGGCAGUAUUGUCUCUAAGAUUGAUGCGGUGAUUGUGAAGCUUGAAGCGAUGGAGAGAGCCAAGCUGAAAAGGAGAGAUGUGUUGGGAAGACUGUUAGAUGGAGUGACAGAGGAUGAAAGACUGGGUCGUGACAAUGAAAUCCACAGGGAACAAAUGGAGCGACUUGUGCGAGAGGAGUUGGAGCGAUGGGAAUCGGAUGAUACAGCAUCCCAAAUGAGCCAUCGGUUGGGAACACCACUUGGAGUGAAUGGCCAGCCUCGGUCAAGGAACUCUCGGCCGUCUUCCUCCCAGUCAGAUGGUAUUGAUGGGGGAGGAGGAAAUGGGGGGAAUAACAUCCACAUGUAGGAUUAACUUGGUAAGUGAUUCUAAAUAUUUCAGGGCAGUAUUAUGCCAGCAGACACACUACUACAAUGUUUCCGAGUAUGAGGUGAUCAUCCUGAUCAGCCUGCUAAGGACAAUUUUUACUGGUGGGCAAAAGUAAAUAUUCUCUUCAUAAGGCAUUUUCCAGACCUGUGUAAGCCAUGUGUCAUGAUCAAGUUACCAACAGUGAGACUGUCAGUCUUGGAAAUGAAAAUACAGGAAACAGAAUGGAAACCAGGUCUGACAAAAUCUACCUGGACAGAAUUUUGGUUCCAUACAUGUAUUAUGGGGAACACUUUAAUGAGGGCAGCAACUUCAGAAAAAGUAAUAUGCUGUGGCUAAAACACUCAAAUGAAAGUUUGAGUUUUCUGAUUUCUGUUGGAAAAAAGGACUUUAAAAUGCUUUUAUAAGCAAUUUCAAAAAUAAGGUGGCAUCAGUUUGUCUCAUUCAUUAUAGCAACUGACAUUUUUCAAAGAAAACAGAACUUUUUUUUUUUACUUCAAGUUUCUGCCUAUUUUUCUGAGUUAUUCUUGGUGUGCAAACAAUUUAAUUAAGUUAAAAUGUUCAAUUUUUCCUGUUUCUGAGAAAUAUGAUGUUUUUUCAAAUGGAAGAAACUGCACUUAAUUUGUAAGACUGUAAAUUACAUUUUUCCAUAAUAGAAACUGUACACAUUACGUGUUUUUGCAUUUCAUUAGCCUUUCAAAAAUUAUUUUGAGAACUGUCUCUUACCCAACUAACAGAAUAAUUUUCAGCUUUGUUCAAAGUAGCCAUUUUCUAACGCUGUGUUUUCAUAAUCUAAGUGUUCCUGGGAUAAACUUUCCACAGGUUCUUUAGUAAAUAUGGUUACUUUGCAGAAAAUAUAUUAUUUAAAAGCACACAGAAUUGAAAAACAUUAACUCUUCCUUGGAUGUGACAGGGAAGAGGACAGAGAAGUUGGGAAAAUCAGAGUAUAAUCACAGAUUUUUAGUAUUUCAUUUCCUCUGUUUUCCGUGUUGUAGAAGCUUUGGUUUUGAAAGGAGAUGCAACACUGAAAUUACGAUGGUUUCCUAUAGAAAGCAUCGAGGUAUAGUGCUUGUAAUUUUGCUGAGCCAACAUGUUUCCAUACGUGGAAUGCGAGUUUAGGAGGGAGGUUGUCAAUUGGGCUUUUUUCCUGAAGUUGUCCUGUAAAGACUAUCAGUUGAUGUAAAGAAAAGUUGAAAGUUACAUAAUCAAACACAUCUUAGCUACAGUAGGGUGCACAGAAGAAAAAAAUGCAUAUUUAGCAAAGUAUAAGUAGCAUGUAUAUGUUAUGUUGAUGCUUUUUAUUUCAAAAAUGCCAGGGGUUAGCACCUUUUCUUGUGGUAGUACUGCUUGGGCAAAGCUUAUGCUUUGCAUACGAUCUCUCAGCUGCAUUGCCGGGAUGUGCAGUGACUCAGAAUGCCUUGCUAAAACUAAAUAGGCUCCAUGUCUUUCCCUAUUUUUAAGUGUAUGAGAAACCGUAUGCACAGAAACUUAAUGUAAGGGGAAGCAGGAGGAGGUUCAUUGUGGAGACUGGAAUUUAUUUGUCUCAAGAAUAGAAUGACGUGAGAAAGCAGGUUGUGAUUCUUGUGAAAUAUUUUUUUCUUUCUGUGGGGGUUAUUUUGUCCUGCACAAGGUAGAAAUUCAUGCUCUUUCACAAGAGGCUCCGUCAACUUCCCAAAACAGCAUGCAGUACAGUGGUUAGGGCAUUUGUAUGAAACAAGAGACACUUAGACUAAGCUCUAUCUUGCCUUAAUUGAAAGUUUUUGGACCUUAGAAACCCUUCUGAGGAAAGCUUUUCCGUGUUGAACUAGCAUUUCUGACUUCAAACAAAAAACUCCGUAAGCUGUACACAUGACCACCUGGUGUGCAAGGAAAAGAGCCAAUACAAUAGAAAGCAAUUUAAGUAUACAUAGCCUUGUCUUUAUAUUCAUAUCCAAAAUGUGAUCAACAGCUUAAACUUGGAGGCAUGCUGACUAAUUCCAUGUGUGCGUAACAUGUAGUUGAUGUUGGGUUUCUAGGGUCAAAGGUUGCCUAAAUGCAAAGAUAGUACUUAAAUAAUCAAGUACUUAAAAUCAAUGACCCAACUUGAGUUGUCAAGCGAUCAGCUGGAACCUUACUAAGAAUACCUUGUGUUAAGGCUUGUGCCUAUGGCUGGUGAGGAGGUUUAUGGCAGCAGGGGCUGGGGGGCGUGCAGAAAUGAUCUGUUGGUCAUCUGGGACCAUCCGGAGGGGGAUGAGAGCAAAACUACAUCCGUGAGUAUGGUUUUAAAUAGGUUUCCUGUAAAAACAUAUCUUUCAAAAUGUAAGUUUAAUCACGUGUUUCAUCUUUUAUUUGUAGUAUAUGAUUAUUAUGAAAAUGUUUGCAUUCAUAGCUGUACUUGUUGAGGUGUAUUUCUGUAACGUGUCGUUACUUAAUAACAAACUUCAUUUUGAAGUGCAGUAAGUUUUCAUGGGGUACCCCUGUGUGUUGACAGUGGGUCUUGCAGUAAGUGCAUGGCCACUUGAUAAAUGUUAUAAACAUUUUAUUAUUUCAUUUUUCAACUUUAGAUUAUAAUAUCAUUUUUCACACUACAAAAAUAAAGUUUUUGCAUAAUAAUGUACAGUGUUUGGUCUUAUUAGGAAGCUGUUAAUUAUGCAAGUCUUCUACAAUGAUCAGGAAUGUAUUGAUCUGUAAAACUGAGCACUUUACUUCCUAAUAAACGUUUUGUAUAAUCUA